Scleropages formosus (Asian bonytongue) is the source of this 4542-nucleotide messenger RNA. Its product is annotated as exostosin-1. Gene Ontology annotation, molecular function: glycosyltransferase activity. The record is from RefSeq and is a predicted model, not a curated record. Bases 1765 to 4041 code for a protein of 758 amino acids. Gene Ontology annotation, cellular component: membrane. Lineage: Eukaryota; Metazoa; Chordata; Actinopteri; Osteoglossiformes; Osteoglossidae. The transcript has 12 exons.
CGAGCGCAAUCGGGUCCGCACGGUUUUCCACCUUUGUACUGACGCCGGGCUCCCGCGAGCCGGGCACGCGCGUCGCGGGCGAGCAGCGGGAGGAGGAGGAGCCCAGGGAGCCGGAGGACGCUGCUCGUCGGCUGGCUGGAAGUGCAAAAGUCCCCUGGGCGAUCGGCGAACGCGGUGAGAGCGGCGGCGCGAGAACAGGAUCAUCAUGGGUCCGGCGUAUCAGAGUCGUCGGAUCUUUUGAGGAAUUUUCAAUCAUUCCAUCGCGUCACGGCGACGCGUGGCGGGACUGGGAAGACACAUUUCGUCCGGUUGCCUUCUUGUUCAAUCUUCUUGUCCAGCAGAAGUCGUCCCGACCCGAGCAGGUGACAUCGGCGCCGUCAACUUUCAACAUGAUCAUGAUGAGGAGAUUCACGUGAACCGCAGAGUCCGCACCGCACGCACCGCACCGCACCGCACCGCUCCUGGUCGUGGUCCUGCCAGCACGUGCUCCGUACGUGGGAGCGACGAUGGAGCGGCGCAGUUGUAGAACGUCGCCAGUCCGCGCGACUGCUUUCCAGUAUUUCCGCGACGUGUGCAACGCGAAGGGAGACCUGCUGAUUCGCUGAACGGCGUGUGCGCGGUUCGCGGGCAGCGUUCCGUCCCGCACCGUGGACGGUCCUGCGAGGCGUGCACAGUGUGUCCUCGUGCGUGACGCGAUGGAGCGCGUUGCGCGCGCGGCUACGGGAUGAGGGCGACGGCAGAGCCGCGGAUGACAGGAAGACGCAGUAAAACACCAUGAACUGGAGUAAAGGUGGUGGUACGCAGAGAUUGAAGCCGCACUCCUGUGCAGUGGAGCGCUUUAAAGGACUUGGUGGACGGUGAAGAGUGGACUGUCUGCUGUGACAGGUCGGAUGUGAGAGCUCUGUCUGUGUCUGUGGAAACUGCCUGAGCUGCUCUAUUAGCCUGGGGGACUUGGACGUAAGAAUAAAAGAAAAUACAUUAAUCACGACAUGUGAUAACUAAAGAAAAAGAUCGUUCUGAACUUUUUGACCGUAGUCCGAACCCACGUGGACAGAGGACAGCCGUGGACUUCGCGGUCAUGGCCGCGCGUGGACUUGUUUCUACGGUCUGCCUGAGCGGGAAUCCCACGGCGAGCUGGACCUGACGAGCUCGCGAGUGUGUGUCGCUCGCGCCCGUCGACGGCGCGCGCGGGGGCACGCGGUCCUCUCUGUGGCUGCGUCCUCUGGCGGAAAAACGACACCAGGUCGUUCUGGAUAUCGACUGACUCGGAUUUCCUUUUCAUAAAAACGGACAAAAAAAUUGUACGCGACGCUUAGGUGUCCGCCCUCGGAGUGCGUGUUGACUUGACAUGAAGAACAAAGCAUCUUUUACUACCUUUUCUACUGUCAAACUGUUGCGCUGACAGCAUGAUGACACUAAACUUUAAGUAGAAGUUGCCUGUUUUCCCUGCGUCUCGUUCUUUUCUUGCUAGGUAUCAUCUAUAAAAAUGAUAUCAUGAAGCGAACAUUCGUUUAAAAGGACCAAAAGCUGUUCAGCCGGACCAAAAAAAUCGGGGUGUUUAACCGGUGGCGCGGGGACGAAUCGCCACAGAGCCUCGUGCUGAAGGCGGGAAACCCACCACAAGUGAAGUGUUUCUCCUACGGACAGCUACCAGCAUGCUAUGUUUAGGAUGAGAGCUGACCAUACGGGUUGACAGUGGACCCCUCCUCAGCCCACCUGCUUCUCCUGCCUCUCCACCCAUCAUCAUUAGUCCCCGCUGCCCACAUGCAGGCCAAGAAGAGGUACCUGCUUGUGUCUCUUGGGGCUUGUCUUCUUCUGCUCGCCUACCUGUGGGGUCUGCAGAUCGGGGAGUUCCAGCACGACCAGUACCACCAUUUCCAACACCAGCACCAAUUACGCCUGCAUCAUCACCUUGACAAAGUGUCACGGAGCCAGAGCGUCGUGAGGCCACGCUGGCCGGAGUGGACCCACCCUCUGGGAACCUACCUGGAUGGAGGUGGUGUGGAUGAAGAAGGCCCUCUGCCCCGCCACCGUGCUCACCUGUCACCCCGGGAGAGGCGCGAGAUCCGCAACCACAUCUACAAGAGCCGGAGGUGCCGCAUGGACACAUGCUUUGACUUCAGCCUCUGCCGGAACGCCUUCAAGGUCUAUGUCUACCCCUUGCCCAAGAGUGAGAGGGUCUCCGAGAGCUACCAGAAGAUCCUGACUGCCAUUGAGGAGUCACGCUUCUACACAACAGACCCCAGCGAAGCCUGCCUGUUUGUCCUGAGCACCGACACAUUGGACAGGGAUCAGCUCUCCAGCCAGUAUGUCCACAACGUCAACGCCAAAAUCCAAAGCCUCCCAUUGUGGAACGAUGGGAGGAACCAUCUUAUUUUCAACCUCUACUCAGGCACUUGGCCAGAUUACACGGAGGAGCUGGGCUUUGAUAUUGGGCAAGCUAUCUUAGCCAAAGCCAGCAUUGACGUGGACAAUUUCCGGCCUAACUUUGAUGUGUCCAUUCCUUUGUUUUCAAAAGAUCACCCCCAGAAAGGAGGUGAUAGGGGUUAUUUGACACUCAACAAUGUUCCCCCCUCACGGAAAUACCUGCUGGUGUUCAAAGGCAAGCGAUACCUGACUGGUAUUGGUUCAGAAACAAGAAAUGCUUUAUAUCAUGUUCACAAUGGGGAAGAUAUCAUUUUACUUACCACCUGCAAGCAUGGGAAGGACUGGGAAAAGCAUAAAGAUGGAAGGUGUGACAAGGACAAUGAAGAAUACUCAAAGUUCGACUACCAAGAGCUGCUCCACAACUCCACCUUCUGCCUGGUUCCCCGCGGUCGUCGCCUGGGCUCCUUCCGCUUCCUGGAGGCCCUGCAGGCGGCCUGCAUCCCCGUGCUGCUAAGCAACGGCUGGGAGUUACCCUUCUCCGAGGUCAUCGACUGGAGCAAAGCGGCCAUCAUUGGGGACGAGAGACUCCUGCUGCAGGUUCCAUCAAUUACCAGAUCGGUGGACAAUGACAAAAUAUUGGCGCUCAGACAACAAACUCAGUUCCUCUGGGAUGCUUAUUUUUCCUCCGUAGCUAAAAUAGUGCUAACUACGUUGGAGAUAAUCCAGGACCGAGUACACUCACACGUGUCCAGGAACAAGUUAAUGUGGAACGCUCAGCCCGGGGGACUCUACGUGCUGCCGCACUUCUCCUCUGACCCCGCCGCCUUUCCCUUCUACUAUGCCGCGCUGGGUAAAAGCCCGUCUCAGGAGUUCACCGCCGUCGUCCAGGCCGUGACGCCCCUGCAGUCGCAGCUGCAGCCCGUGGUGAAGCUGAUCAUCGCCGUGGCCAAGUCCAAGUUCUGUGCGCAGAUCAUCAUACUAUGGAGCUGCGACAGGCCGGUCCCUCCCCGGAGCAGGUGGCCUGCCACUUCAGUGCCUAUCACAGUCAUCGAGGGAGAGAGGAAGACAAUGAGCGAUCGCUUCUUUCCCCACGAUGCCAUCGUCACGGACGCCGUCCUUAGUUUGGAUGAGGACUCCGUCCUGUCGACCAAUGAGGUUGACUUUGCCUUCAUCGUGUGGCGCAGUUUCCCUGAUCGGAUUGUGGGCUACCCGGCACGCAGCCAUUACUGGGAGAGCGGCAAGGCACGGUGGGGCUACACCUCCAAGUGGACCAACGAGUACUCCAUGGUCCUCACCGGAGCCGCUUUCUACCACAGGUACUACCACUACCUGUUCACCCACUACCUGCCAGCCAGCCUCGUGAAUAUGGUGGACCGCAUGGCUAACUGCGAGGACAUCCUCAUGAACUUCCUGGUGUCGGCCGUCACCAAGCUGCCGCCCAUCAAGGUCACGCAGAAGAAGCAGUACAAGGAGACGAUGAUGCAACAGGGCUCCAAGACAUCCCGGUGGGCUGACCCAGACCACUUCGCGCAGAGACAGACCUGCAUGAAUGCGUUCAGCAGCUGGUUUGGCUUCAUGCCGCUGGUGCACUCCCAGGUGAGGCUGGACCCCGUGCUCUUCAAGGACCAAGUGUCCAUCCUGAGGAAGAAGUACCGAGACAUCGAGCGGCUCUGAGGCGGCGCUGGCCCCGUGAGGACGAGAAAAAAGGCUUUUUUUAGAAAAAGGAAUGAAAAAAAGAAACGCAAACAAAAGACAAACUAUGAACUCUACCAGUUGCUUCAACUGUCUCCAUCUGACUUGAGUAAUUUAUUAUGAAAUAUGCAAAGCCAGGCCAUUUUAUACUCUCUAUGGUCCUGGUCAUCUGUGGUCAUCUGGAAUCCAUCGUCCAACUCCUGGUGUCAAAGAAUUGGAAUCUGCCACUUGUUGUUGCUGAUGGUGAUAAUGAUGAUGAUGAUGAUGACUUCCAUGAGCUUUACCAUUCAAUGGAUCAUCCCGCUCGCUGUUUCCUCUCGAAGCGGACUGUCCCCGGAGGUAGCCGAGCAGAGCAACGUCCAUCUCCAAAGCGUGCACACCCCGCUCACGGAUUAAAACACCCCGCAGACAGGGGUGGAUGUGGUCAUGUGAUUCGGGAACAUGUUAACUUCAGCAUUGUACCUGUCGCUUACCAUUGUUUAC